This is a messenger RNA of Hypoxylon trugodes, 456 nucleotides long. RefSeq lists its product as uncharacterized. The coding region runs from base 1 to 456 and encodes 151 amino acids. The transcript has a single exon. Lineage: Eukaryota; Fungi; Ascomycota; Sordariomycetes; Xylariales; Hypoxylaceae. The record is from RefSeq and is a predicted model, not a curated record.
AUGGCCACCCACUCGUCUUAUUAUGCCGUCUAUAAGCUUCGUUUCAGCGUCGCCCUGGAAGAUCCUGACAUUACCAGCUUAAGGUACCACGCAGUCAUCUUCCUUGAGACCAGCGCAGAUAAUUCCAGGAUUAUGUAUCACGUUAUCGGAGACAUCGCGUCUGGAAUGAGUCAUCAAUCGAAGCCGUUCCAAAACCCUGAAAUGUCCCGGACCUUCCAUUCUAAAGGGCUACUCAGGUGGACUCAUCCUAUAGUAUGGGAUAAUCUUCUCCAAGCAGUUCCAGUCCCCAAGAAGCAGAAAUCGUUCAAUAUCAAGAGUAUGAAAACCGAGCCUUUCAAGACUUUAAAUACGCUAACGUUCUAUAAGCCCGGGGAGCGACGCCGACCUCUUGUUAAGUGUACAGAGUGGACCGAGCAGAGAGCCAUCCCAGCUCAUUUGAGUUUCAAUGGAUUCUAG